Marchantia polymorpha subsp. ruderalis is the source of this 2440-nucleotide messenger RNA. The record is from the annotation of a GenBank genome assembly. NCBI's taxonomy places the organism in Eukaryota, Viridiplantae, Streptophyta, Marchantiopsida, Marchantiales, Marchantiaceae.
GAGCUCAAACAUUCGAAUCGGCCGAGCUGCAGGAAUCAGAGUCCAGGCUCAAAUUUGGGCGACAUCUCAGCACUGGCCCGCAUCGCAGCCCGCAGCGAACGGAGAAGAGGCCAGCAGCCAGCGGCUAGCACUAGCCACCAGCAGCAGCAGCAGAAGCACUAGUCUGCGCUAUAGUUGCUUUACAGUAUUUCCCGAGAAUAUUUUACUGAUUCAUUCCUCGCGACGACGACGACGACGACGACUACUGACCGACUGACUGUAGCGAGCGAGCGAGCGAGAGAAGUGGGAAGCGGUUUCUGAUCGUCGUCCAUCCGUUGCUGUGCUGGGGCUGGGCUGGAAUCGUUCCGAAGCGUGCCAUCUGUGGCGAGAGAGUAGCUUCGACUGGGAGAGUUUGUUUGUCUGGUUGUUUGUUUUUCUCUGUUCAUUCCCUUCGGAUUUGGCUCGCCCGGCGAUACGAUAGUCAGCUCGGACCUCUCGGCGCCUCCUUCUAUGCUACCACUGCUGCUGCUACUACUACUACGACUACUACUCCGUCGCACUAGCAGCACCAGCACCAGCACUAGCACUAGCAAUAGCAAUAGCACCAGCAGCAGCACUAGGCCCGCAUCGAUCCUCGUCGAGUUUUAGAAAGUCUUUUGGAUCCGUCCCUCUAUUAAUAGCCUUCAUAAAAGUCCGGGUUGCUCUCUCAGUCAUCUCCAGACACGCAGAGGCUGAAGAGCGCGCGAGUGGCCGCAGAGCUGGGCUCCAGCGAGCGAGCGAGAGAGCGCACAGCUCGGAUUUCCUCUCUGUUAUCUGUCCACUUACAUCCUCUGCAUCCUCCCCAAGCUCAGCCCAGCCCAGCCCGGCGAGAGAGCGAGAGAGAGAAAGAGAGCGAGAGUGUGUGCGAGAGGAGAAGCAAAAGGUGAGGGAGGGGAGCGAGGAAGAAGAGAGAACUGGUGCGAGAGUCGUCGGAGGUCCAGAUUUUUCUGGGUCCUGACAGCCAGUGCGCGAGGCAUCACCCCCAGUCCGCUACAACGGGGCUGUUUAGUUAUCGAUUGCGGAGCUCCAACCAUAGAACGAUGCAUAUUCCUAGCUUGGAUGGUGCAGGAGGGGAACCUCCUGCGGCUCUCGUGUUGGGGGCCGAACCGCCCACGAGCUUCGUGUGCAGGAGCGGCGUGCUGCUCUGGGGCCAAUUGAACACCGUCAUCCAGGGCGCUAAUUCUCUCAAGCUCGACACCAGCGAGAAGCCUGCGGAAAUUGGCUGCACCGGCAACAUCGUUCAGCACGCAUUUCGCUUCAAGGCUGCUGCCAAGAAGGGUCGCUGGAGGGUGGAGUCCGCGUACAUGGGCGACAGGCGAAUCGGCUUCGUGUGCUUCCAUGAGGACGUUGAUGGCGUGGACAUCCUCAGGCGAGCGACGAACGUGGGAAUUUCGAAGCACAACGACCACGAGGAUUCCGAGAUCGUGUAUGUGAAUGAGUACGACUGGUCGCUGCACCACGGCCCCAACGUGGAGCUCAUUCUUCAAACCCUGGGGAUCGAUGAGAACGACAAAUUCGCCAGAAUGGUCGACGGCAAGGAUUACUACAGCAAUCUGGUGGCCACUCGGUUCAUGCUCCUGGACGAGCAAGGAUUCCAGCCUCUGAUCAGGGCUUUGAAGAAUGGCGUCAAAUUGCACCCGCGCAAUUACCUGCUGGCCGAAACGCCGGCAGCUGGGACACUCGGGGAUGUAGAUUCCAACACCUUCGGAGUCCACUUGUCUCUUGGCGAGGACGAGGAUGGCUGGGAGAGAGGCUGGAUGGCUUUCAGCGGAGGGGUUCUCGUAGGAUUCGUCUACGACGGCGACAACACUUGCUUGGAUCUCGAGAGCACCACCCAACUCUCCCUGGGAAACACCAUCGUCGAGGGAGAGCUGAGGCGGAUAGAGGACGACGAGGACGACGACGAAGAAGAAGGUGCCGAGGCCAUGGAGGAAGAAGACGACGACGGCUGCGAGGGAGCAGACAGCGACGACGACAGCGACUGACCGAACAAAUCCACCGACUGGUUUCCCCCUCCCCGCCCUUCCACAGGCACGAAUCAACAUCUUGCAAGUGGACGAGAGUGCGUGGGGUCGCUUCGAAAGGCCAGUGUGUCUCCUCCCACCUCUCUCGAGCACGACAGCGCGGGGUUCGGGGUUCAGGGUUCAGCUGCAAGCAAGUCUGAGCCAAUUUUGUGGAACUAGCGAUAGGCAAAUUCUGGUGGAGAAAUUUUGAUCCUUAGAAGCAGCGACGAGCAACUUAAGUUGUCUUUGGUGCUACAGGAAUUCGAGUACUGUAGUUGCAUCUACCGGUUUACAUAGUCGUCAUUCAGUCAGUCAGUCGUCAGUCAGGCAGGCCCAUAGACGCAGCCAUUUUGCUACUCUUGUUGAGUUUUUGAUGAGCUUAUCUUGUAUAUAACGGCAUGUUCGGAUUCUUAUCCUCC